Molecule: messenger RNA, 1730 nt
Organism: Boleophthalmus pectinirostris (great blue-spotted mudskipper)
Lineage: Eukaryota; Metazoa; Chordata; Actinopteri; Gobiiformes; Gobiidae
Gene: emc10
Product: ER membrane protein complex subunit 10
Exons: 8
Coding region: 44-793 (249 amino acids)
Cellular component (GO): EMC complex
Source: RefSeq, a predicted model, not a curated record
UGUAGUUCAAAACGUCUAUUCCGGUGUGUCUGCAUCUGUCAGAAUGGCUCGUUCAAUAUCCAUUCAUUUCGCUGUUUUAUCUUCUAUAUAUUUCCUUUUUAUUGCCAGAUUUGUAAAUUGCAACAACGGGAGGCGGAUUGGAGACACUUUGGACGCCGAAUUAAGUGGGUUUUCGGUUCCACUUGAACAUUCAUUUGAAGCUGAUGAUGUGACAAACUUUCGUGUUCGAGGAUCUUUGAUUUUAAAACCUGGACGAGAGCAGAGUGUCUCCCUCUCUCAAAGCCAACUCUCAGAGGAGGACAGAAUCAGACUCAAGGAGGUGGCAGCAGUGGACGGCCUGUAUAAGAUCAGAGUGCCUCGAGUUUCACUUCAGCCCGACAGAACAGAGAGGCAGAUGGACGGAUACCUCACAGCCUUCGUCAGAGCUUGUGCGAUGGUAGAGUCCCACCUGAGCGACGUCCUGACGCUGCACACGGAUGUAUCGGGCGUCCUGAUUGGAGUUUCCAUAGUGACGGUCCCUGGCGCCUGCAGAGGGACAGAGGUGGAGGAUGAGGUCGACCUGGAGGUUUUCAACACCACCCUGACCGUCAUGGCCCCCACCAGUGCCCCCGGGCCCGAAACUGCACUCUUCCUGGAACGUUUGGAGCAAGAAACGGAGAAGAAAGGCAAGAAUCCUCAGGAGCAGAAAUCCUUCUUUGCAAAAUAUUGGUAUUUGAUUCUGGGAGGCGCCAUCUUCCUCAUGCUUACCAAUUCGGCCCAGCCCCCACCAGGGGGCGCCAGAGAGCAGAGCUGAUCCCACUGAAUGGAUGUACAUCGUGCCGCUCGUUCUCUUCCUGAUGAUGUCAGGAGCUCAGGACCAAUCAGGAGGCGGCGCUGGAGGCGGAGCAGCCAAUGGGGGAGGCCGAUAAGCUCAGAACUGUUGACACACUGCAAGAAUGGAAGAAGGGGAAAUCUAUGUUUGUGUAAAUUACUUGAAUUGGGAACGUGAUAGGUACUUAUUUUGUGGCAUUUCUGAACCAUUUUCUGUAUAGUAUGUCCCAGUCUUAAAAGUAGGAUAUGUAGUCUGUUCUCUUUAUGUUUAAAAAAUAUAUAUAUACAAUCACAACUGAACCUGAGUUGCCAGACCCUAAACCAGUUUGUCUCAUUCUCAGUUUAUGGACAGGCCUCAUGUGAAAGCUCAGAAGCUCCAUAAUUCCCUCUCUGAGCUGCAGAGUCAUGACUGGAUGCAGGUGCUGGGGUUUAGAGGCAUUUUAGGUUUAAACCAACUGGAUUUCAGCAUUGGAACUGACAACCCAAAUGAGAGAGUCACGUGAGGCUCAUUCUGCUUUCUGAUUGGAUGAUUGACAUUUCAGCUUUGGAGUUGCCCAUCUCUUCUGAACUAAAGGUAAAAUGUAGCUGUUACCUUGAAAAUUACCAAUACAUGACAUCACACGGUGGAACAGAACAUUUAGAGCUUUGGAAAUGUAGACGGCCAUGUGUGAAUAAAACAAAACACAACUCUGGGUAUGUUUUUGCGAAACAUCUAAACAUGGCUUAAAGAUCACAAGAAUCCAUUUUUGUAAUAAAGGACCUUUAAUCAAAUAAUUUUAGCAAACAUAGAUCCUCCCUUUAGUGUUUUCAUGUGACCUGCUGUACAUAAUGCUGUCUGUGAAUGGACUCUGUAAGAGGAGAAAAUUGAGCCUGAAAUGACUGUUUAAUACGACUAAUAAAAAAUAUUUAUUACAAUUGGA